Cryptomeria japonica (Japanese cedar) is the source of this 3071-nucleotide messenger RNA. RefSeq names its product probable LRR receptor-like serine/threonine-protein kinase At1g67720. The record is from RefSeq and is a predicted model, not a curated record. Bases 119 to 2935 code for a protein of 938 amino acids. The transcript has 15 exons. Lineage: Eukaryota; Viridiplantae; Streptophyta; Pinopsida; Cupressales; Cupressaceae. Gene Ontology annotation, molecular function: ATP binding; protein kinase activity; protein binding. Gene Ontology annotation, biological process: protein phosphorylation.
UAUUUGUUUUAUGGAAGAAAUUCGUGAAGUUUCCCCUUCGCUCUACAAAUAGGAUGCAUAUAAUUCUGUUCACCGCUCUUGUUGACAGUACUGAUGUUUGGAAAUUUAAUGUACGAAAAUGAAGUUUAGUUCCGAAAAUGGAAGUCUAUCCAUUCUCUGUGUCACCGCAAUCAUUAUUGGGAUUUUUGUCUCGGUUCCUGCUCAGCCAGGAUUCCUCAACAUUGAUUGCGGGGGGAUAAGAAAUUCCAUUGAUUCAGAGACGAAUAUGACCUGGAUUGUAGAUGCUAACUAUAUAGAUGUUGGCAAUACAGCAAAAUUUUCUAUGCCAAAUACACCAUUCCACAUGAAAUCUCUAAGGUUUUUCCCAAAACCUCUAAAUAAGUCUUGUUAUCGGUUGCCUGCGAGACCGAACGUAAACUACCUCUUGAGACUCUCGUUUCUGUUUGGUAAUUACAAGGAAUUCCAAACACAUCCCAGGUUUAAUUACUCCGUUGAGACGGAGGGAUUUCUUACUCACAGGACCCGGAUAAUUACCUAUGCGGAAGAUACACAGACGACUGGUGAAAUGAUCUUAACAAGUCCCAAUGGUGUAUUUCACGUUUGCUUGAUUCGAAGUUUCGACGACACAGAUCCUUUUAUCUCUGCAAUUCAGUUGAGAAGUCUUGUGAGUGGUAUGUACGGUUUGCAAGUGAAGCCCGGCAUAAUGUUGCGCAUAUUGGAACGAAUUGAUGUUGGUAACAAAUCACCCAAGCCUAUCAGGUAUCCUCAGGAUGAAUUCGAUCGCUUUUGGUAUUCAGACAACGAUUUACGUUUAGGGACCAGUAAUCUAGCAAUAUCCAAACGUUCGGUGGACUUCUGCAGCACAAAAAAUAAUAGCAGGAAUUUCCCUCCGACAGUGGUGUUGCAGACAGCGCUUAUAGCGGAAACAGCUACACAGCCUUUGGUUUUCUAUCUAGAUGCAGUGGAAGGCCAAAACUUAAUUGUUCUAUACUUUGCAGAGAUCGAGGUUCUGAAUGCUUCUGAAUAUAGGAAAUUCAAAAUUGUGAUAAAUAAUAUAGUAGUUGGCAAUAUAAGAUUGGAUGUGAAAAAUAAUUUUGUAGAACUGCCGGUGACAUACAACAACACUGGAGUGUUUAUAAAAGUUUCUAUCGAGACUAUUGAAGAUGAGCCUGGUAAAUCUAGCCGCAGAGCACUCAUUAACGCUCUCGAGUAUUAUAAAAUAGUCCCCACCGAGCUGCUCACUGAUGCAAUCGAUGUUAGUGCGCUUUUCUCUAUUAAAACCACUUUUGGCAUGAAGAACUGGACAUCUGAUCCUUGCUUUUGUAUUGCGUGGGAGGGAAUCACAUGCAACGAAAACCACACAGUUAGAGUUGUAGAACUCGAUCUAUCGGGAAGGAAUCUGUCUGGAUCGGUACCAAGUCGUAUCAACGACUUAAUUGAAUUGAGAAGCAUUUCCUUCCAGGACAACCAUUUAUCAGGAUUUCUACCAGAUCUGUGCAACUUAGCAAGAUUGGAGAUACUGCGACUUCAGGACAACAAUUUCAGUGGUAUCGUCCCAGACUGUCUGUCCAAAUUGAAAGAUUUAAAGGAAUUAAAUCUAGAGAACAAUAAUUUCAGCGGAGUUUUACCCCAAGCGCUUAUGUGCAAUAGAUUAUUGGACCUUAGGUACUCUGGGAAUCCAUAUCUCCACAAAGUUGAAAAUCAAUGCCACUCCAAGGAAAACAAAAUUAAGGUCGUGGUUGUACCAGUAAUAGGUGCUCUCCUCGGUGGUUCGCUGGUGGUGAUAUUUGUCAUUAUGUACCGACGGAGAAGAUGGAUGAAGGCAAAAGGUAAGAUGAAUCAUCACCCAUUAGAUGUAGGUUUAAUAGAGAUCAUGGAACCAAACACCUCGAGUUGCCGUUCAUUCAGUCUGUUGGAGAUGAAAACAGCCACAAUCAAUUUCAGGCAAAAGAUCGGAGAGGGCGGUUUCGGAAGUGUUUACUUUGGCAGGUUACCUGAUGGAAUGGAUGUGGCUAUAAAGCUGCUCUCCUCCUCCUCAAAACAAGGACUGGCAGAGUUCCUGAACGAGAUCAAUCUCCUAUCUCGAGUAAAUCACAGGAAUUUGGUGUCUUUGAUUGGCUACUGCAACGACUCGAAGGAACUUAUGCUUGUGUAUGAACAUUUGUGUGGAGGAUCUCUUAAGGACCACCUCUACGGAUCUCUAUCAAACAUUUCUACACUUGAUUGGAAAACUAGACUUCGCGUAGCUCUAGACGCUGCUCAAGGACUGGAAUACCUGCAUGUAAGCUGCACACCAAAAAUCGUUCAUAGAGAUGUGAAAAGCUCAAACAUCCUCCUCGACACCAAUAUGCGGGCAAAAUUGGCAGAUUUCGGUCUUUCAAAAAUCAUUGGCGAUGACGUAAUCUCAAGCCACAUAACAACAACCGUCAAAGGAACUGUGGGAUACUUAGAUCCAGAGUAUUUUUAUACGAAUAAGUUAACAGAGAGAAGCGAUGUAUAUAGCUUUGGGGUAGUUUUGUUGGAGAUGAUAUGCGGGAGGAAAGCAAUUAAUCCAGAGCUAUGUGAAGAGGAGAUAAGCCUUUUGAAAUGGGUAAUGCUUAAUGUCGAGGGGAACGACGAUUAUGAUGGUCCACUGAAAGGCAUCAUAGACCACAAGUUGUGUAUGUCUGAUAUCGACAUGAAAUCUCUCUAUCCUGUAUUUAAUCUGUCGCUUAAAUGCAUUCAGACUGAAGGAUCCAAGAGGCCGACCAUAACUGACAUAGUAAUACGGAUAAAAGAAGCCAUGGAUAUAAUUAUGUCCGAAUAUUCAACUGAAGUGAUAAAUGAGCCUCUGUGCUCCGCUGAAUGUUGCUAUUGUAGCCAAUCUCAGUUCGGUCAUGACAUAACAAUCCAAAUUCUCUAUGGCCGUGCUUUCAAACAUUUAAAAGUACUGUAGGAAUUUUACAUUCCAAUUUAAUCUGAAGGGACUACGGUUAAAACAAACAGUCUUCUGAAUUGCAUCUGAAGCUUCUUUAGAAGAAGUAGGUUUUGAUUAUUUCAGGAAUAGAAUUAUAUUAUUUCUUGAUUUGACC